Messenger RNA from Numida meleagris (helmeted guineafowl), 7403 nucleotides. It is a transcript of the gene DCLK3, whose product is annotated as doublecortin like kinase 3. Bases 317 to 2704 code for a protein of 795 amino acids. Gene Ontology annotation, molecular function: protein kinase activity; ATP binding. The transcript is spliced from 6 exons. NCBI's taxonomy places the organism in Eukaryota, Metazoa, Chordata, Aves, Galliformes, Numididae. Gene Ontology annotation, biological process: intracellular signal transduction; protein phosphorylation. The record is from RefSeq and is a predicted model, not a curated record.
CCCCUCCCUUUCCCUGCCCUCGCAGCCGCCAGGCACGGCUCUCCGCGGCGCGGUGUGGCGAGACCGCGAGCCGAAGCUCCGCGCCAUGCCGGCAGCCGCGCCGCCCCCGCUGCACCCCGCGGCGGGCUGCUGCUGUCCCUACGGACACUGCGCGGUUUCCAUGGAAAUAAACAGGAGGCAUUACUUUCGGAGCAACCCAUUAGAGAUCAAGAGCAUCAGUGUGGAAAUGAAACUGCCUGUGCAUUGAGCCUUGAGAAACAGAUGGAGGAUUUUUCCAGAUGGAUCCUGGCAAACCUUGCAGUUGUGAGAUCGAAGCAUGUUUGACCAUAUGUCACAAAGUGCGAGCUCAAAGGUAACAGAGAGGAAACUGCGCGGGACUUGUCCUCCUGCUGGUCGUGGAAACUGUGGAAAACAAUGUGUGAAUGCAAGCAGUUGUAGGUCUUCAUGUUUUAAUCCCCGGAAUGGUUUUCACACAGUACAUUCAGAGCACAGUCCUGUGAAGCCAAGGAUUAUUACAGUGGUGAGACCCUGUGGGCAUACACUCAGAAAGAUAACCUUGCUUCUGAACAGGAGAUCGGUGCAGACCUUUGAACAGCUAAUGGCUGACAUUUCAGAAGCUCUGGGAUUUCCACGCUGGAAGAAUGAUCGUGUGAGAAAGCUUUACAGUCUAAGAGGCAGAGAAAUCCAAAGUGUUUCUGACUUCUUCAGAGAAGGGGAUGCAUUCAUAGCUCUGGGCAGGGAGCCCCUUACGUUGAAGAACCUGGAAGUGGCAAUACAAGAACUUUGCCCUGAAAAUCCGUAUGCUGCCAGUUCAAUUCAGCAGAAUGAGGAGCAGUCCCAAAAACUAAAGAGCAGGCUGUGUGACAAAGCUUUGAAAGUGGAUGGUGGUUUUGAUGAGGCAGAAAUUGCCAAGAACUGCAGUGAUGUUGUGUCUCCCAAAAUGGUUGCUGGAAAAAGUCAAUCCAAGACAAGGCAAGAAGAAAAAAUGAGAACCAAAAAAAAGUGGACUAGAGGGAGUUGGAAUGGCGAACAAGGAGUGAGGCCUUCUAGAAAAGCUCGAGAAGAUGAGAGGUACCUUAACCAAGAUAGGAGUCCGGAGAAAGGGUUAGAAGAGGGUUCAGUGGAGGUACUGAGGUGUGAGAAGUGUGAACGGGAAAGGCAGGCCAGGCAGAAGUUGCAAAGAGAAAGGCAGGCUGAGACUUCAUUUGAGAACACAGACCUGAAUGCAGGUGCGUGUCAGAGGUACCAUGUAGAAAGAAAUGCAAAAAGCAGGAAUUGCCGAAAAUCUUCAGAAAUUCCUCUAGAGGGUGAAGACAUUGGCUGGAAAGAAAACUGCUGUAGAAGGACCUGGAAGCCUCUACAUAGGAAUGUUAAUGAAAGACUGGAGAAACAAAAAAGGAGCAUUGAGAAGGAAAGGGAUCUGGAGAAACAUGAAAACCGUGAGAAGGAAGUAGUAAAAAUAAAGAAGAAUGCUGUAGAAGGGCUGCAGAUAGCUCAUGAAGUGAAGGAAGAAAAUGGAAGUAGCUGUGUGACUAACCAAAAUGGUUGGCUAACGAAAGACACUCCAAGGGGGCUAACGAAAGACACUCCAAGGGAUGCUGAGAAACCAUCUAAAAUACAUAGGGAUGGUAGAGAGGGACAAAGGGCUAAAGAGGAGAGUGCCAGGAGAGAGGGAAAUACCAUACAUAGAGAGAGUGACAUGACACGACGAGAAAAAACAGGAGAACGCAGAUUGAAUAAAGAAGAAAACAAGGCUCAGGGACUGGAAAGCACAAGCCGAAGGCAUGCCAUAAAAAGCAGAACUGAUGUAGAAAACCACUAUGAGAUUGGCAGGACUAUUGGGGAUGGGAAUUUCGCAGUGGUGAAGGAAUGUCGCCACUGUGACUCAAAUCAGAUCUAUGCCAUGAAAAUUGUUGAUAAAUCCAAGCUGAAGGGGAAGGAGGACAUGAUGGAAAGUGAAAUUCUGAUCAUUAGGAGUCUUUCUCAUCCCAAUAUAGUAAGCUUAAUUGAAGUAUAUGAGACAGAGGCUGAGAUCUAUCUAAUCCUGGAGUAUGUCCCAGGAGGAGACUUAUUUGAUGCAAUCAUAGAAAGCGUGAAGUUCACAGAGCAUGAUGCUGCCGUCAUGAUCACUGACCUGUGUGAAGCCCUGGUGUAUAUUCACAGCAAGAACAUUGUCCACAGGGACCUCAAACCAGAGAACCUUUUGGUUCAGCACAAUGCGGAUAAAUCUACUACACUGAAACUAGCAGAUUUUGGCCUUGCAAAGCUGGUUACAAAACCCAUAUUUACUGUGUGUGGAACACCAACGUAUGUUGCCCCUGAGAUACUUGCUGAGAAGGGCUAUGGGCUCGAAGUAGAUAUGUGGGCAGCAGGUGUGAUCCUUUACAUUCUGCUCUGCGGUUUUCCCCCUUUUCGCAGUCAGGAUCGUGAUCAAGAAGAGCUGUUUCAAAUCAUACAGCUGGGUCACUAUGAGUUCCUUUCCCCGUACUGGGACAAUAUUUCUGCAGCAGCAAAAGACCUCAUAACCAGGCUGUUGAUAGUGGAUCCCCAGAAGCGCUACACGGCACGACAAGUACUUCAGCAUCCUUGGAUCAGAACAGCUGGAAAAACUAACAACAGAAAUUUGCAAAGGGAAGUAACAAUAAAUAUUGAGCGUCAUUUCCGGACCCAGCGCCGGAAGGAGGCUGUGGAUAAAGACACCUGAAAUCUCUUUAAGUUCAUCUAGCCUUCUUUUUUAUUAAUUAACAAAUAUUUAUGUUUUCUAAAUGGAUCUGGCCUUUAGUUUAUGGAUUUUGCUGGCCGUUGCUAUGCCUUUUUUUUCCUUCUUGUUGAUUCUGAGAUUCUGAAGGACAGAGGUCAAAUUUGUAUUCACCUCCCUGUGAUUUUACUUGUGAGUGUCUCUGUUGACAGCAGUGGGUACUAGAUAUUUCCCAGAAGGUAUCUAUUAUUUUUCUUUAAACAAUGAUUUGAACUUUUACAUUGCAUAAUGUAUGUCUUUUUUUAGGUGACAGAUGUUUUUUUGUGUCUAAUUUCAGUGAUGAUUGUGAAAUGCUUUCUCUUCUCUCUUUUUGAAUGGUAUCUUUCAUGAGUUUUACUUCUUGUUUUUAAGUUGUUUUGUGUUUAUAACGUUGUCAAAAUGGCUGUCUGCUCACACAUUCUGCACUAAUUCUCUAAAAGGAUUUCUCACCAGUUCCUGCUAGCAAUUUAGAAGGUGAGACAAUUAAAAAUAAAUAAAUAUUUAGCUAUAGGAUAUGUUAAAUAAAAGAUAAAAUAGUAUUUAUUGUGAGGAAAAAAACAUUAUAGGAGAAAUUAGCUAUUCUAUGAUAUCUCCCUUGGCAACAUCUUUUCAUGGGAUGUUCUCAGGACCAGAGUAAUAGUUCUGUUAAACUACCUUAGUUUGUAUGGUAUGAUAGUUUCAUUUCUUUAGAAGAAGGGGUGGGAAGAUACCGCGGCUGAUACAGCUUCAGGACUGUAAUAAUAACUUUCACAGUGCUUUUCUUCCUGCUCUGGGAAGUAGGAAGUUAGCAGUUCUGAGGGAGCUUUAGUUCUUUUCCCAAAGGUAUAUUUAUAGAAUUUUAACCCAAGCUUUUUUCCCAUACUGAAUUCUUUCUUAGGAGCUCUCCACAUGCAUCUGAGAUUUUUUCAAGCUGAUGGAGAAUAGAUCGCUGGGAAGCUGCUUCUGUGACUUAAGUUAGCCCUUACCUUCAUGGUUCCCCUUUCAUCAACAUGAAUCACAGUUGAAUUGCUUUUCUACGCUUUUCAGUGUAGUUUAGCAAACUCUCUCUCUUUUUUUUUUUUUUAAAGUUAUCUUCCCUGGGAGUUCUUUCUCCUCAGUUCUAUGAGAAUGGGCAAUGGUCUGAAAUUACAUUAAAAUUCUACUCAGGAAAAACAAUUUCUUGUUAGUCUUUGGGAAGGUUUCCCAGCGUAUGUGUCAGAUGCUUCAUUGCUUACAUUACUUAUAAUUGGAGUUUUAAAGAAAUCCUAUGGGGAAGAAUACGGUCCAGAGAAGGACUGUGACCUUGAAGAUCUUUUGAAUCUCCGAACUUCUGGUUAACUAAUCAAAUUGAAAAAGCACUUUAGUUGGCUGAUAAUGUUUUGUCCAUGAGUUAUGUGUGCUAGCAAAUAAUAUUGACAAUAAAACUACCAGUUUUACUAGCAUUGAGUUCACAGUGUGUAGAAUUGAAUGAGGGUAUUUCAUAAUGAGAGAUGUCAGAGGCAUUUCAGAAUCAGUAGAAUGCUUUCAUAACUAUAAGAAAAAAUAUUUUUGCUGAGUGCUGAAAUCUUGUGAACUUCCUGAAUUACUAAAAUGCGUGUGGUACUGUCAUCAUGUUUCUGUUUCAAGCUUUGACAGUUGUGCCUCAAGAACGAAAGAAGAGAGUAGAGACAACUUGGUUCAUACAACAGAAUUGUGUUUUCAGUCGAGCUGGCGUAUUUUUAAUACGCGUUGGACUAAGACUUGCUGGGGAAUUCAACAAUUUGUAAAACAAACAAAUCAAAACCUUACUGUGUGCCCAAGUGGUAUUUAUAUUAUAUGUCAUACCUCUGCUUUGGAGGCCCUGAGUUAGGAAGACUUUUCGUGAAAAGAAGAAUGAAUUUGAGAGCUUUCCUGUGUGUAACCUCGUGUUCUAAAUGUGUUAAUGUGUUCUCUGAUUGCUAGUAAUAACAUCUCCUCUGCUAAUUUGUCUGUCUUGGAUAUGAAACUAUGGAAAAAUAGGUUAUGAUUUGCAAUAUUAUAUUUUGUAAUUAUUUUUAAUAUAGUAGUUUAGGAAUAAAGUUUGAAGUGGAAAAAAAACAAUUAUAAACAAUCUUAGGGCUUUGAUAAUUGUGUUACAGGUUUCUUUGUCACCUUUAAGAACCUGUCUACAGCUUUAUUCAUGGUGCUAAAGGUAGAGGAUUUGCAAGUGAUGAAUAUAAAAGUAAUAUAUUUUCAAAGAUCUUUUUCUCUCGUGUUCUAUAGGUCCCAGUCUGACCAAAUACAGACAGCACAGUGUGCUGCCACCAGUGUCUGUAAGCACCAAUGCUGCUGUGGCAGCGCUGAGGGACUGGUUUGGUUUUGCUAAACAUGUGGCAUUAAGCCCUCCUUCUUCAGGUUGGAGGCUCAGAAAGCUUCCAGGUGCUUUCUCAGGGCUUUUGCCACCUCCUGUUUCUCUCCUGCUAAGAAAAAUGCCUCUUUUCUUCCAUUGCUUUCAGUGUUCUUUGACUUUUGAGGCACCAACAUCCACACAUACAGUUUAUAAAACUGGAUCAUCUGUAUUUCAGUUCCUAGCAAUGCCCAUGCCCCAGUUAGUGUUUCUGUUUUCUUUUCACUACGCCAACACUUACCAUCAAAGCUUUUGGCUAUGGCAGUCACAAGAGUCAUAGAAUCACAGAAUAUUCCAAGUUGGAAGGGACCCAUGAGGGCCAUCAAGUACAACCCCUGCCUCUGCGCAGGACCACACAAAAUUCAAAUCCUAUGUCUGGGCAAUGCUCUCAAACACUUCUUGAACUCUGGCAGCUUGGGGCUGUGACCGCUGCCCUGGGCAGCCUGUUCUGUGCCCACCGCCUUCUGGUACAGAACCUGUCCCUAACCCCCAGCUGCCCCUCCCCUGACACAGCUCCGUGCCGUUCCCUCGGGCCCCGUCGCUGUCAUGGAGAGCAGAGGUCAGCGCUGCCCCUCCGCUCCCUGUGUGGAGCUGCAGCCGCCAUGAGGCCUCCCCUCAGCUCCUCUGCUCUGGGCCGAACAAUUCAAGGGACUUGAGCUGCUCCUCAUACAUCUUGCCCUCUAGUCCCUUCACCAUCUUUGUAGCCCUCCUUUGGAUUCCCCGUAAUGGUUCUAUGUCCUUUUUGUACUGUGGUGUCCAAAAGUGCACAUAGCACUCGAGAUGAGGCUGCACCAGUGCAGUGUAGUGUGGGACAAUCCUUUCCCUUGGCUGGGUUGGCAAUGCCCUCCUUGAUGCAUCCCAGGGUACGGUUGACCUUCCUGGCUGCCUGGGUACACUGUUGAUUCAUAUUCAGUUUUCUGUUGACCAAGAUCCCCAAAUCUCUUUCAGCAGGGUUGCUCUCCAGCAUUUCAUCCCCCAGUUUAUACAUAUAGCCAGAGUUGCCCCAUCCCAGAUGCAGAAUCUGGCAAUUGCUUUUGUUAAUCUUCAUGUAGUUGGUAAUUGCCUAGAUCUCUUUGUAAGGCUUCUCCACCUUUGAUGGAAUCAAUAGCUCCUCCCAAUUUAGUAUCAUCCACAAACUUGCUCAAAACACCUUCUAAUCCUGUAUCCUAGACAGUUAUGAAAACACUGAAGAGAACUGGCCCUGAAAUGUUGUCCCUGCAGAAUAGCUGGGGUCCAUUUAAGAGGAUAUUUACUACCAGAGAUCAUCCCAAGAGUCCUGUGAAGCAUUUUGAGCAUCCUUGAAUGCCAGUGUAACUAGAUUUGUGUGUCAUAAUCUUUCCUUGAUGUUGUUAGGCAUUCCUGAACAUCAGAUCCAGGUUUUUGGUGACUGCCUUUGACUGACAAAGUGGCAGCGCUCUCCAGUGAUACAAUUUCCACUCUUUGAAGAUAAAAGCAGUCUGUAGAUGUCUCCUUCUAUUUGUCCAAUGGCAUCAAUAUAUUUUUCUUCAUGCUGGUAACUCCUGAAAAGAUUUUAGAAAUGGAAAUAGGAAUUGGGCCUGUAUAGGAAAUGAACAAGAUUUUUUGAAAGUAUUCAAGAAUCUGCCAAUGUGUAAAAGAUGAAAGCAUUUCACACUGUGUAGUUCUUAAGUGCUUUAAAACGAACAAUGUGAAUUUGGUCCCUGCCUGUACUUUUGUCAACUAAUAUUUAAAAAUCUGUGCCCGAGAGACUCAUGGUUGAAACUCAGCAGUGUAGAAGAGACUGUUCCCUGUAGGUUCUUUUGUUCAGGGACCUCUCUUCUUCAUCUGAGAUAUGUUUCGUUACUUUGCUUGUUCACAAUUUGUAACUGCCCAAAGACCUGCAGCAUUUGAAUGGGUAAUUGUACCCAAAGGUACACACGGUGUGUAAUUGAAUGGUCAACCUUUCACAAGAAGCACUACCCAAAUAGAUAAGGUAAGUGGAGGAUAGCAUUCCGCUGUCCUUAUACGCCACAGCCAAAAUUGCAGUAACAGAGAUAUGGGAGGCACACCUAUGAUGCCAGUUAGAACAUUAUACGGAGAUGUAGAUCUAUUGGUUUUCUGACGUCAGCUAUUCUCCAAAACUGGAUUCUGUCAUACAUUCUUUUUUUGUCAGAUACAAAUUUAUUUAAAAAUAGAUUUUGUUUGGGGAAACAGGCAUAGUAUUUAAAAUUGAAUUGAUUUUAGUGUCUAGUUCAAAGGAGAAAGGUUCUUAGUAGCUCGUGUAUAUCUUCUGUUAAAAAUGCUGUUUUUCUGCAGGCCUGUAAUCUUGAUGGAAACUGUAGAAAUAAAAAUGUAUUUAAUGUA